AUGGCCGGUAUUCGAGCUUCGAUCGCGAAAGUUGUAAACUACGUCUCCACUAACUCCGAAGUCGUUCAUUACGCCCUCAUUCCUCUCAUCAUCAUCGUCGGCAUGCGCACGACGCCGAGACCGGACUUGAUCUCUCUCUUGACACCCGUUUAG
Bathycoccus prasinos is the source of this 153-nucleotide messenger RNA. RefSeq lists its product with no specific name. The transcript has a single exon. The record is from RefSeq and is a predicted model, not a curated record. The coding region runs from base 1 to 153 and encodes 50 amino acids. NCBI's taxonomy places the organism in Eukaryota, Viridiplantae, Chlorophyta, Mamiellophyceae, Mamiellales, Bathycoccaceae. Gene Ontology annotation, cellular component: mitochondrial outer membrane translocase complex. Gene Ontology annotation, biological process: protein import into mitochondrial matrix.